Messenger RNA from Argentina anserina (silverweed cinquefoil), 1371 nucleotides. RefSeq names its product pentatricopeptide repeat-containing protein At3g13160, mitochondrial-like. Bases 39 to 1199 code for a protein of 386 amino acids. The record is from RefSeq and is a predicted model, not a curated record. Lineage: Eukaryota; Viridiplantae; Streptophyta; Magnoliopsida; Rosales; Rosaceae. The transcript has a single exon. Gene Ontology annotation, biological process: chloroplast-nucleus signaling pathway; mitochondria-nucleus signaling pathway. Gene Ontology annotation, molecular function: protein binding. Gene Ontology annotation, cellular component: chloroplast.
CAUCUUAAACCCAAAACCCCAGCCUCCUCCACAAAACGAUGUCGUUUGCUCGUCUCCUCCGCCGCGCAUUUUCCACAACCACCACCACUACCACCCUGCCCAAACCCACAGCCGCCGUUAAGAGCAUCAGAGCCAUCUCCCAAGACCUCUACACGGAGAACAACCUCAAACUCCUCGUCAAAAAGUUCAAAGAGUCUUCCGAGAUCUACCGCUUCCGAACCAAAUCCCCCGUUUACGAAGAAACCGUCCGCCGCCUCGCCACCGCCAAGCGCUUCGAAGCCAUCGAAGAGAUCCUCGAGCACCAGAAGAAGUACCCGGACUUCUCCGAGGAGGGUUUCACGGUCCGAAUACUUUCCCUUUAUGGAAAGGCCGGGAUGUUCGACAAUGCCAAGAAGGUGUUCGACGAAAUGCCUGAGAGAAACUGCGCGCGCACAGUACUGUCCUUCAACGCGCUUAUGGGCGCGUGCGUGAGCUGUAAGAAGUUUGAGAUGGUGGGGAAGAUUUUCGAGGAGGUGAUGAGGGAGUUGUCUGUUGAGCCGGAUGUGGUGUCUUACAAUAUUUUGAUCAAGGCGUUUUGCGAGAUGGGGAAGUUCGAUGAUGCGGUUGCGGUGAUUGAGACGAUGGAGGAGAAGGGUGCGGUGCCGGAUGUGAUCACGUUUAAUACGUUGUUGGAUUGCUUGUAUGGGAAUCAGCGGUUUUCGGAGGCCGAGAAGAUAUGGGGUCAGAUGGUGGAGAAGAAUGUGGUUCCUGUUAUUAGGAGCUACAAUGCCAGGUUGAUGGGGUUGGCUUUAGAGAAAAGGAGUCAAGAAGCGGCUCAAUUGUUUGAAGAGUUGAAGAACAUUGGAUUGAAACCUGAUGUGUUCAGCUUCAAUGCGUUGAUCAAGGGGUCUGUGAAUGAGGGGAACUUGGAUGAAGCUAAGCGGUGGUAUGGUGAGAUAGAGAAGAGCGGCUGCCGACCGGCCAGAUGGACUUUCGGGACGCUUGUUCCCUUUGUUUGUGAGAAGGGUGAUAUGGAGUAUGCUUUUGAGCUUUGCAAGGAUAUUUUCAAAAGCCGCCGCGUUGUGAGUGCCACACUGUUGCAGCCUGUUGUGAAUGGUCUGGUUAAGGCCUCCAUGAUUGAGCAGGCAAAGGAACUUGUCAGGCUUGGAAACACUAAUUCCUACAAGCGUUUUGACUUGAAGUUGCCUUCAGAUGAAUAGGGACCUUUCUUUUCUUUCUGCUUCUCUUUUAUGUGUUGCAUUUCAAUCUGGUUUUGAAGCUCAAAAUGGAGGGUGAGCGUGGAACUCUUUUAUAGUGAGAGUCUGAUCAAUCUUCAGUUUUCAUUUUAGUUGUUUUAAAUAAGCAUUCUUAGUAACAAUCCAAUUUCUACAA